Messenger RNA from Blepharisma stoltei, 8740 nucleotides. NCBI's taxonomy places the organism in Eukaryota, Ciliophora, Heterotrichea, Heterotrichida, Blepharismidae. The record is from the annotation of a GenBank genome assembly.
AUGCUUCAAAGAUUAUCGAGCUCAAUAUUGCUACUCUGUGGAGCAUUUUAUCCGAGCUUUUUUUCAGCUGUGUAUGUAUUCUCUGGCACGCUUAUAUGAUUCGCGACUUUAUUUGCUAAACAAAUCCCCGAAUCUCUAUUGCGAGCGGCAUUAAUUUUUGGGCUUAUAAGUUUGGCCGCAAAGAUCACUGUUUUACUGAUGCUUAACUAUUCUGCUCUAAUGAUUUUUGGCUUCAGCCCAGAUUCUACAAUAAUGCAAGGGCUUUUCUUUAAUGAAGGUAAUUCAUUUGUCUUCUAUUUUAAAAAUUUUGCAUUUGAUAUAAUUGCAAUAAUUUGUUUGGUUCUUUCACUGAUAGGAAAACGAAAGCUAAAGCACAAGCAAUAUUUUAAGUUUAGGAUAGAAAUUAUGUGAAUCGGGCUUUUUAUUUUAGCAAUUUAUGCUUCCAGUUAUGUUACCUGAGCGAAUUUUAUUUAUUCUUUGACAUCUUUGGUAUAUGCUGCAAAUCUAAGAUAUAAAUCUAUGAAAUUAAAUUUGUUAAUUUUUAGAUUUAUUUCAAUUGCUGCUACAGUUCAAAUAGUUACAUCUUACAUAUUGGCAUUAAUUUUUGAAGAUCCGUCUUUGAGUAAAUCAUUCUGGAUAUAUGGAUUUAUCUUAAACGACUUAAAUAUUCUUGGUAUGUUUUUGAUGGCAUUUUUAGUGCAUUUAAUUUUUACGUUUUUUUCGAUUGCUUAUAAACAGGAAAAGCAUUUUGGAGAAACAACAAGUGAUAUGCAAAUCCCUUUGAUUUCAAAAGAAUAUGAGACUGAGCCAUCUUUGCAAGAAAGCUUUGAUAAGCCAAGCUUGAAAUAUUUCUUGAAUAAUAGCCCAAAAGAGCUGCUAUUUCAUACAUUGGCAAGAUUAAUGCUAAUCGUAUGGGUCAUUUAUUUCAGAAAUAUUUUAAGUAUUUUUCUUAUGAUUCCAUUAUUUUACACUAUAAUAUCGACUUCUAAAAGAAAAACACUGUUCAUCUAUCGAUUUAUAGUAAUACCACUUCAAUCUGUAGGGUUUGGAAUUUCAUAUGGCAUUAAGCUUUAUAACGACGCUCACUCAUACAAAGAUUUAGCAGCUAUUUCUUAUUUAUUUGUGACAACAAUAUGGUUCUUAAUUUUAGUAAGGCUUCCUUAUGUAAAAGAGAAAUAAAAUUGUGACGUCGACGGAAAUUGGACUCAUAUGGAGGAGGUAGAAUUCAUCCUUAGAAGUUGAAAUUGUCCUCUUAUGGUAGGCCUUCAGGCUUGGGGAUGUCUUGCCGAAAAGGGGAAAGUUUUGUUUCUCCCAGAAGGUUUUCCUAUUCCUGCCUGAUGGACUAGACAGGUUUUGCCUACACAUGGUCUUUCCCCAUUGGGAUCAUCUGGCACUCAACAGACAGUGGCGCUUCCCAAAGGGGCUGAUCCUAAGGGCAGGUCGUUUAGGUCGGAAAUCCAAGAUGGCAUCGGGCGAGAAGUAUGCUAGCAUUAAAAUCUUGUUUUCCUAGAGCCGAGACGGGGCGAUUGCUAGUGGAUUGCCACUUAUGGCCGAAUCCCUAUUUAAUUUAAUUAUGUAAAAAACUGAAGAAAAAUAUACCAGGAAGUUAAUUCGACCCCUUUAAGUGAGAACAGAAAAUUUGUUCCAAUUAUAACUCAUUUAAUAUUUUUGAAAAAUAAAUCAUUAAGUUUAACGAAUUACUCUAGGCAAAAGCCCCAGUCUUCUUUACUUGAGGUUCAGCUACAUUAACAGCUCUGAACAACGGUAGGUGAACCUGCCUAACCGUCGAACCGUUAAAGUUAAUAAGCCCGUUAAGACUUCUCUAGUCAGUGCCAGCCCAGCACCGACCCUCCUCUUCAAGCCGAGAAUCUCAAGAAGCUUGACUUCUCUCACUAAGCUCGGAGGUAGGACCCGGACCUGCGGAGCAGGAGUUAGGACCUAUUCCUAACUGAUAUUUUUAAUAUGUAAUAAAUCAUAAAACAAGUUUAUGAAAUUGAUAAAUUAAUUUAUAGAAUUAGUUUAUUAGCAUUCUAAUCCAAUUCCACUAAUAAAUAAACAAUUUAUAAGUAAAUUUAUGAUUUUUAUGCUAUUAAAUGAGGUAUUAAAGCUAUUUAUAUAGAAAAUAUCAUUUUAACUAUAAAAUUUCGAUUUUUUUCAAUCUAAAGAAGAAAUUCUGCAGUAAUUUGUUCCAGUUAAAAGUGUGGAGUAAGAACUUUGUUUUCCUAUUGGCAUUGAAUUUCUUUAUUUGGAAUAAUGUCAGCAGCGCUCUCUGAAAUUAACUAUAUUCUCGGAAUUAUUAUUAUAUUUUAUUUUAUUUUCCUUAUUGUUCCACCACUUAUUGAAAAAUACUGGAAAUGGUUAGUGCUAUAUUCUAUGGCAGCUCUUCUUAUCUCUAAAAUUUUUAAUGUAUUUCCUUCAUUGGCAUCGUUUUUGCUGCUCGAUAACUAUAAAAUUGGCUCGCUUGGCAUUUCAUUAGAUGAUAACGAAAAAGUUAUUUAUCUGAACGAAGUUAUAUUAUGGACAGUUGUCAUUUUAUCUGGAAUUCAGUUAUGAGUAAACAAAGCCAGCCAUCAGCUGCACAGUGAAUCUCUAAAAAUCGAGGAAGAACAAGAAGAUAGAAAACUGAUAAAAGCAUGAAAAAAGAUUUUAUAUAAAGCUAUUCAUUGAAUUAAGAGAGGUGAAAUAUGGCUCAGUAUCCUUCUUAUUUUUACUUUUAUUUUAUUUUCAGCACACAAUAUUAAAGAUGUCAGUUAGAGAUAGAUCCUAACUCCUGCAGGUAAGUGACCUAUUUUCGAGCUUAGUGAAAGAGGUCUUGCCUCCUGAGAGUCUCCGAAAAAGUGUGAAGAGGUCAGUGCUGAGUCUUGCGCUGACUAGAGAAGUCUUAACGGACUUGUUAACAUUAAAGGUUCGACGUUUAGGGCGGUCCACCUACUGUUGUUCAGAGCUGUUAAUCAAGUUGAACCUCAAGCAAGGAGACUUCGUGCAAGAGUAAUUCGUUAAACUUAAACUUAAACUUAAAAUUUUCAGCAGAAAAUUUAAUAAACUUUGGAAGGUUCAUUUUAGCAGGAGUUUUACUUAUAUUACUGAGAAAACCAAUUAAAAAACCAGAUAAUAGAAAUGCUGAUCAAGAAGAUCAUGAAGCUGGAGAUAAAGAAGAAAAUAAAGAAGAAGAAAAUCAGCCUGAAUCUAUUAACAAUCCUUUGCUGGGUUUACUUACAAAUAAGUUUACAGUAAAAACUAUAACAAAUGCUAGCGUUACAAACAGUCCACUUCAAGGGCAAGAAACCAAAGAAAAUUUCAUGUGGUAUGACUACACAGCAUUAUGGGUAAUUACUUAUAUCUUCAUGUGCCUGAGCGCAGUAAUUUUAAUAGGAGAAUAUUUUUACCAAUUCUGGCCAUACCUGCCUUUCCCAACCUUAGAUAUAUCAUUAAUUGGAUUCAGCAUUUACAGCCGAAAAGAUUUAUAUUCCACACUUCUGCUUGACUCUUGUCUCUUUAUUUCAUCAAAAUACACCUAUCACUUAAUAAUCAGACAACAAGAAUCUUCAAAAAUGACAAUUUCUGAGUUAAUUAAAACCUAUCAAUUCAGAGCUUUUUGUGAGUGCUUCAAUUUUGCUCUUUUAUUUACGAUUUUCUAUUUAUCAUGCUACUGAAAAUUAUCAUUCUCUAUGCUUCUCUAUUUGAUUGUAAUCAUUAUCUAUUUCAUUGCUAUUUCCAUAUACCUUAAUUCUAAAAAUAAAACAGGCUACCGAAAGGAGUGAAAUUAUAGACUUAAUAUGUGAAAAGUCCUAUUUACAAUCACAAUAUUAGCACUGAUUUUUUCAUAUACUGAUAUCAUGAUGCAGCCAUUAUAUGAAUCACAAUCAUACGAAUACACUGAAUGAAUAUUUUAUUUUUCAGGAUUUAGCGCAUCAAAGAAAUGGAGUAUUUUUGAUAAUUAUGGGUAUGUAGUAAUUUGCAUAAUGCUGAUAAUUGAAAGGCACUGUUUGGAGUAUUUAAAGCCGAAUUAUGAUGCCACAUAUUUGACUGGGCUAUUGAAAAGUGAUAAAGUAAAAAUAAGCAAAAAGGUAAAUGUGAUUGUGGUUAGAAUUUUAACUUGGCUAAGGACUAUUUCAGAGGCUAUAAUACCUAUGAUACUCUUAUUUACAGCUUUCCAAAAACUCACUGUUAUUGGCUUUGUCUAUCUCCUUACAGCUUUAUUUGUACCUUUAGCUAAUAAAAGAAAUCAAAAGGUGAUCAUUUGUAUAGUCGUCGCAAUUAUGGUUAUCUUGCAGUAUUCAUUGAUUUUGAGCAACAUUAAUGGAAAAAAUUCACCACAAAAGUCGCCUGCUAGAGAUCCAUUCGAAAAUCCUUGGUAUGCUCGCAUUGAUUGGCCUACAAAAGAUGAUGCUUAUUUUCUAAGUUUAGGGACUGAAAUUUCUCAGCUCCAUUCCUUGCUAUAUGACGAAAUAAUAUUAUUGCUAUGUCUAUUCCAUUUUAUUGUACUUUCAAAUGAAAGAGACAAACUUAAAAAAUUAGAAAAAGAAAAAGGUGAGUUUGCAGAAGCAAAGAAUGAAGAAAAAGAAACCGAAAAAUUGAAAAUCUUUAUGGAUACCCUGAAGAAAAAUACUUUAAGAUUUUCAAGACUGUUACUGCUGUUUCUUGUUCUACUAUUUUUGACUAACAGUUUUGGACUUAUCAGUUUGGUUUAUAUCAUUUUUUCUUUAUUAUUGAUUAUCAAAGAAACGACUCUAGUAAAAUCAAAUCUAGGAUCCUACACAAGGUUGUUAUCACAUCUUCUUAUAUACACUUUAUUGGAUCUUAUUAUUCAAUUUGUUUUCCAAAUCCCAUUUAAAGUGUUUGAUAGCUAUAAGGAUAGUAGUCUGUUUAAAGUAAUUGGAGUGAAAAGACUGUGGAGUGCAGGAACUGACGAAGAAAACUCAGAAGACUAUUCAAGUUCACAGCUUGAAAUAGAUAUGAAAAUUCUUAUUUUUACACUAAUGUAUGUUAUAUACCGAAUGAUCAACAGCCAAGAAUUUCUGGUAUAUUUUGACUCUCUAACAAAGGAAAUCCUUCGUGAAUCAAUUGGAAUAGGAAUUGAAAAGGCUAGGCUAUUUAAUGAUGGGCUAAUUGAGAAAAACAUAAAAUAUGAGCAAAGAAGAGCCAUAUUUGUAGAGAAGCUUGAAAGAUUAGAAACUCAGCUUAAUUUAAUUAGAAAAAAUGCGCCAAUAACUUUUACAUACCAAAAAUCAGAAAAUGAAUCUUAUGAAAUUGAAAAAGAAGGCCAAAUGAAGAAAAUUAAAAAUAUUUUUGAUAGAAUUCUUAUAAGCAUGGUAGAUACUGCGAUGUUUAGAAAGUUUAUUUCAACUAUAAUUGAAAGAAACUCCAAAAUUCAGAAUAUUAAUAUUGAACUUGAAGAUUUAGGUUCUCAGCCCCAAAAAAUUUUUAGAAGAGCUUCUGUCAGCAACAAGCAAUCAAAAGAAGAUAAUGAGCUUAAUUUAGAAGAUGAAUCUUCUGCUGUAGAAGUAUAUAAUUUGACGCUAAGUGAUUAUAUUAAGCUGCUUUUACUUUAUAUUCCAGCCAGCAACACACAAAAUAUUGUGUUUUUUAUGUGCUUUCUUAACAAUUUUAUAUACGCAAGCUUAGAAUCAGUUAUUUUACCAAUAUCUAUUGUAGGAUAUGCUAUGUUCGAGAACCCAAGACCCCCAUCUAACUAUUUUUGGCUAUUAUUAUAUUAUAUAAGCACUGUCGUUUUUGUUAAAUUUUGCUUCCAGCUUGACUUGUGGCCAUAUUUAACCAAUGAUGUGUUUCCCAUAAAUUAUCAUGAUCCAGCAAAAAUAGGAUUUAAUUUAGCCCAAAACACAUAUAGCGGAGCAUUCUUCUGGUAUAUUUUCUAUGAUGCCUUGCUUAUCGUUACAAUUUUAUUCCAUACUUAUUAUCUGAGAAGAGUAGGACUGCACAAUCGUGUGGAGUAUGAAAUUGAGUCUUUUGAGCAGGCCAAGGUUCGAUAUAUCAAACAAGUAAGCAGCGCUGAUGAAAGUUUGGAAUUAAAAUCUCAUUACCCCUAUCAGAUAGAUUCUGGCUCUUUCUUUGGCAAAUUCGUUAAAUUAAUAUCUAGGAUAAUUCCUAAAAACAAAGAAGAGAAGCCAGGCAAAGAUUUAUAUCUUCCUCUAAUUUUGAUACAACUUAUUAUUUUGGUUUACAUUUUUAUUUGCUUUACAAGAAUGGAAGGCUAUUCACAUGAUAUUUCUCAGUCAAUAAAAGCUAACCAGUUUCAAGGAAGAAUGGUAAUUGCUUUGAUGCUUCAGUUCUUUUUAAUAUUAAUCGAAAGGUAUUUGUAUGUAAGAAAAACAUCACAAGCGUUGAAAGAUGACCAAGUGGCAUCAUUGGAAAGAAAAGACACUUUAUUAAAUGCUAAAAGGGGCCAAAGAAGAGCAAGCACGAAAAAAAUGACUUUCUUACCAGCAGCUUCUACUGAAAAAAUUGAGUUUGACAAGGAACUUAUUCACAGGCAAUUUACAGAAGCUGAAAAUUGCAAAAAUAUCAAAGUAACUUGGGUUGAAGGAGAUCACGAAAUAGUUCAAUGGAAAGUCGUAUUUAAUGUAGAAGCUAUAGAAAAUUCAAAAGACAAAAAAAUUGAGGCUACAAUAAUUUUCCCAUUUCAGUACCCUAAAUACCCCCCAAAAAUGAUCUGCAAGAAGAAUAUUCAUCAUAAAAUUAUUGAUAACUAUGAAAAAAGCAUUAUCCCAGAAUUUAUCAAUGGGGAUUGGAAAGGCGACCAUGCUAUUUACAAUAUUUUAAAUCAAAUCUUAAUUGAAUUUAAUUAUGAGGCUCCUCAUCUUGAAAAGAGCUCUGAAAAAAGAUGGAAUAAAGCUAUGAUAGUUAGACUCCUUUCCAAUAUCUUGAUUAUGGCAGCUAUCCACGCUUUAGUGUUUUGGUAUUUCCCAAUUGAUGGAAAUCGCAGUCUUUCAGGCAAACCUUAUUGCACAUCAUUUGAUAACAGAGAUUGCAAUGACUUCCAAAUAAAUGUUUAUAUUGAAUGGUUUUACAUUCUUUUUGCAAUAUACUUUGUUAUUAUGUCACUACAGAUCAGACAUGGGCUUCCUUCCUUUAGAAAAGUAUCAUUUCCUUUUAUGAGAAGCACGUCAAUGACUUCUUAUAGGCUAUUCAAAGCAUAUUUAGCAUUACCAUUUUUAUAUGAGCUAAGAACACUUUUAGACUGAACGUUUACACCAACUGCUCUUGAUUUGUUCCAGUGGUUUAAAUUUGAAGAUAUAAAUGCGAGACUAUAUCAGACAAGAUGCAUACAAUUAUCUUACAGUUAUCAUAAAAAAGGAGAAAAUAUUUCAGCAUGGCAAAAAGGUUAUAUGGGAUUUUUUACACUGUUUUUAAUAUGCUUCGUGAUACUGAUUCCACUAAUUAUUUUUAGUUCUUUAAAUCCUAUAAUGGAAAAAAAUGAUGUGAAAUGAAUGGAUAUUCUAACUUAAAUUAAUAUUGGAAAAAUAUUUUAAGUUUAAUUUCUAAAUAAUAGGGGAAAUUAAAAAAUUGUGUUAUUAUACUUUUGGCUAUUAAUCUAUCACAGAUCAUGAAAAUAAAAAUUAUUUGUCAAAGCAGAAGCUAUUCCUUAUAUGACACAAAAUCCCAUGAUGAAAUGCAUUUUAUCACAGAUGAAGAAUGAAAUGCUAAAAACAUGAAUGAGGUCAAAGAUAUCCAAUCUAGUGAUAAGCCACACCUGCAGGUUAUUUCGUUGCCGAGAUUUCAAGAAACAUAUUGGGGAAUUACUCCACCUAGUAGAGAUAGACUAUGUUAUACAUUGAAUAAUACUGCAAACUAUCAAGAAUCGAAGCUGCUAAUGGUUUAUACAUUUUGAAGAACUUAUCCAACAACUCAGCCAGGAGUUUCUGAGACUUUAUUUAUUCCUUUGGGCAAUUCCACAAAUACGUUCUAUCAGAUGAUCUGUGAAGGAAAAUAUGAUAUGAUUUACUCUAAAACCCAUUUCUACGGUAGUUUCGUAAAGCUUCCAAGCGCAGGAGCAACAAUAACUCCUUAUACAGUAAUUGAUGAAAAAUUCUCACCAAAUUUAUACAUGAAAAUUCACAAAGAUGAGAGAAAUUCAUCAUAUUGGGAAGUAGGAAUAUUAACAGGUCAGCGAAGACCUAAAGGACCUGUUUUUUAUGUUAUUUCUGAUAGUUAUAGUCCAGUCACUUUCGGCUUCUCGCUAUGGGCAUUUUAUAUCUCUAUUGUUUAUCUUAUAGCUAGAUUCCUAACACCCCUUUUAUCAGUGAAAACCAUUAAAAACUCUCUAUUUUGGGAAUUAUCGCCUUCAUUAGAGAGGAAAAAGUUUUUUUAAUAUAAAAAUUUUAUGCAAAUAAUAAUUCGAUUGCUAUAAUUAGAUCUCCAGCUAAUACUAUAAAAUUUAAAAUAGCUUAAACCCUUAAACAUUAAUGUUUUAAAAUAAAGUGCAUAUAUGAGCUUUUAAAAAAAAAAAAUUGACCUAUUUUGGUGAAAACAAAAGAUCCUACUCGCUAAUCAAGAGAGAUUAAGAUACUUUGUAACAGGGGGUUCACAAAAUAUUUAUAUGACUGAUAUGAAAAAUCCAGUGCCUUUAAUUACUUUAUGCUCAGGAAUUUAUGUGUGCCGUAUGAGAGGGCAAUUAAUAAAAGAGGAAGAGCUUUAUUAUGAGUUAAUAGAUAUUCUUCGCUCUACAGAGCAAGUUAAAUCAAUGACAGGAACAAGCUCCAUAAAGGAGAAAAUGGAUUAA